AGGUCCCCGGCACAUCUGGGCGAGAGCCGAGCCGCGGGCACCGCGAGGGGCGCCGAGCGCCUGUCUGGAGCGACCGAGCGACCGCGCCGAGGGAGCCCCGAGAGGCGCUCGGGGCGCACAUCGGGGACCGCGAGCCGGGGCCCAGCAGCGGCGCAGCUGGAUCCGGGGAAGGGGGCGGCGGCUGCACCGCUGGACCGAAGGGGGCGGGGUCGGUCCUGGGCGUCGGGCUGAGGGGAGGGCCGCGAGCCGCCGGGCACCGGAGCAUGGGACCGCGCGCCUGAAGGAACCCCAGAAGGAAGGGGCCUGGGACCCCGAAAGCAACAGAGAGGAAGGGGGCCGGCUCAGAGAAGGAGGAUGCAACUGACCCGCUGCUGCUUCGUGUUCCUAGUGCAGGGCAGCCUGUAUCUGGUCAUCUGUGGCCAGGAUGAUGGUCCUCCUGGCUCAGAGGAUCCUGAGCAUGAUGACCACGAGGGCCAGCCCCGGCCUCGGGUGCCUCGGAAAAGGGGUCACAUCUCACCUAAGUCCCGCCCCAUGGCCAAUUCCACUCUUCUAGGGCUGCUUGCUCCACCCGGGGAGGGUUGGGGUGUCCUUGGGCAGCCCCCCAACCGUCCAAAACAUAGCCCUCCACCCUCAGCCAAAGUGAAGAAAAUCUUUGGCUGGGGCGACUUCUACUCCAACAUCAAGACGGUGGCCCUGAACCUGCUGGUCACGGGGAAGAUCGUGGAUCACGGCAACGGGACCUUCAGUGUCCACUUCCGCCACAAUGCCACAGGCCAGGGCAACAUCUCCAUCAGCCUCGUGCCCCCCAGCAAAGCUGUAGAGUUCCACCAGGAACAGCAGAUCUUCAUUGAAGCCAAAGCCUCCAAAAUCUUCAAUUGCCGCAUGGAGUGGGAGAAAGUGGAACGGGGCCGCCGGACCUCGCUUUGCACCCAUGACCCAGCAAAGAUCUGCUCGCGAGACCACGCCCAGAGCUCGGCCACCUGGAGCUGCUCCCAGCCCUUCAAAGUCGUCUGUGUCUACAUUGCCUUCUACAGCACAGACUACCGGCUGGUCCAGAAGGUGUGCCCUGAUUACAACUACCACAGUGAUACCCCCUACUAUCCCUCUGGGUGACCCUGGGCAGGUCAGAGAGGCCAGGCCAGGGUUGGAAGGCCAGGCCUGUCUGUGCAGGAGGCUGGCUGUCUGGAUCCUGGGCAGGGGAGGGGGGUUUGUGGAAAGAAGGAAAGAUCAAAUGAGGCCAGGACCAAAUCUCAGGUGGUGGGUCCCCAGGGCUGGCCCUAACCUGAGGCUAGAACACAGGAGCACGGGAGAAGUAGGCUCUGGGCAGUGGAUGCUGACCACCACCCCCCAAGUCCCCUGGCAGGCAGAUCACUGUGGCAUGGGAUCAAGUCAUGGAGAAGACCCUAAGCCCCUGGCCUUCUUCCCGCCAUCCUUAGGACGUCAAUAGGCAGAGGGGGACCUCAUCAGUUUGGACCCCAAAUAGGCAACCUAGGGUGAUGGCUGAGACAGAGCUUCCAAGGAGCUGUAGAAGUCAUCAUGGGGCCCCGCCCUGCACGGUGUCCAGCACAGCAUGAGGUUUAAGCAGUGGCCCCUGUGGUCUUUAAUGUCUUGACACCUGUCACCAGCCAGGCCACCGCUUUCCAAGAUUCCUUCUCCAACCAGCACUCCUCACUCCUGCCUACCCCUCUUGCUGAUGGCGCCACACCCUUAAGCUGAGACGGGACCAUGGUAGUCCUUCUAGCACCAGGGCCACUGGUGGGAGCCCACUUGUGUGCUGUGUGUCCCUCCUCCACUCCUCCCCCCUGCUGAGAGCAGUCCCUCUAGAGUCAGCCCUACCAGUUAAAUUGGGGCUCCCCUGGAUUGGGGCUGUGCCCCUCUGGGCCAUGGAGCCCCCAGUGAGAGGCUGGG
Molecule: messenger RNA, 1908 nt
Organism: Perognathus longimembris pacificus (Pacific pocket mouse)
Lineage: Eukaryota; Metazoa; Chordata; Mammalia; Rodentia; Heteromyidae
Gene: Nxph3
Product: neurexophilin 3
Exons: 2
Coding region: 355-1113 (252 amino acids)
Molecular function (GO): signaling receptor binding
Source: RefSeq, a predicted model, not a curated record